This is a messenger RNA of Lasiodiplodia theobromae, 1212 nucleotides long. RefSeq names its product DNA-3-methyladenine glycosylase. The transcript has 3 exons. NCBI's taxonomy places the organism in Eukaryota, Fungi, Ascomycota, Dothideomycetes, Botryosphaeriales, Botryosphaeriaceae. Gene Ontology annotation, biological process: DNA alkylation repair; base-excision repair; base-excision repair, AP site formation. Bases 1 to 1212 code for a protein of 403 amino acids. Gene Ontology annotation, molecular function: DNA-3-methyladenine glycosylase activity; alkylated DNA binding; DNA-7-methylguanine glycosylase activity. Gene Ontology annotation, cellular component: nucleus; protein-DNA complex. The record is from RefSeq and is a predicted model, not a curated record.
AUGUCGUCCGUCAGAAGAUCUGCCCGCAUCCAGGCCAGUCAGCCUGAUAUCCAGGCUCCUAUUUCGAAAUCUAAAGCGAGCAAGAAGACCAAUGGGCUCGAUACCGUUGUCCGGCCCCCAAGCAAGAAGCGCGGCCGACCCUCGAAGAGCGUCGACUCGACCGCAGAGCCCACUCUCUCUGGUCCAACCGCAACUGACAAAGCGGAUGCCAAUGUCUUCGUCACACCUCUAACUCCCACCACUAAGCGACGCAAACCCGUCAAUGAUGGCCCAUCUCCAUCCAAGCCUCCACCGUUCACCCCCACGCCCUCGGCUGUAGGACUGAUAGCAUCGUCCUCGCCACUCAGCACCGCAGACACCGAUGCAGUUCCCCCCAAGCGUAGUCGGAAGGCGCGCCUCGCGGAGCCACACGCCACCAACGCGCCGUUGUCAACGCCGGGCGGAUCGCGCGUGGUCGCGUACACGGCCGGUGUGCCUGAGGCGAGCGAGGUUGCCCCAGCAGAGGCGGCGGGCGCGACGCUUCUGCCCGAGACGACGACAGAGAACUUGCUUGAGAUGGCGUGUGCGCAUUUGAUUAAGGUCGACCCGAGGCUAAAGGCGGUUAUCGAAAAGCAUCCGUGUAAGCACUUUUCGCCCGAGGGGCUGCAGGAAGAGGUGGAUCCGUUCAAGAGCUUGGUAUCUGGUGCGGCAGCCAAAUCCAUUAGGAAUAGGUUUAUCGCGCUGUUUCCUAACUCUACUAACUCCCCAUCCUUCUUCCCUGAUCCCGUCUCAGUUGCAGCCGCAGACCUCUCUCUCCUGCGUACCGCUGGCCUCUCCGGCCGCAAAGCCGAGUACGUGAAAGGUUUGGCCGAAAAGUUCGCGUCUGGAGAGCUAUCCGCUCAGAUGCUAGUAGAAGCAUCUGAUGCUGAGGUCCUCGAGCGGCUCGUCGCCGUGCGAGGUCUUGGUCGCUGGAGCGUCGAGAUGUUUGCUUGCUUCGCGCUGAAGCGCAUGGACGUGUUUAGCACCGGGGAUCUCGGUGUCCAGAGAGGCAUGGCCGCAUGGUUGGGUAAAGAUGUCGCGAAGCUAAAGUCUAACGGCAAGGGAGGGAAAUGGAAAUAUUUGAGCGAAAAGGAGAUGUUGGAGCAUUCCGCAAAAUUUGCACCUUAUCGGAGUCUUUUCAUGUGGUACAUGUGGAGGGUCGAAGACGUCGAUAUCGACGCCCUCACAGCCUGA